This is a messenger RNA of Salvia splendens (bonfire salvia), 591 nucleotides long. Its product is annotated as dirigent protein 21. The coding region runs from base 1 to 591 and encodes 196 amino acids. The record is from RefSeq and is a predicted model, not a curated record. The transcript has a single exon. NCBI's taxonomy places the organism in Eukaryota, Viridiplantae, Streptophyta, Magnoliopsida, Lamiales, Lamiaceae.
AUGAAGAAUCUCACAAUAGCCCUAAUGUUGCUAGCCACCUCCCUCCUCCUCCUCCUCCCGACCGCACGCGCCACCGGCGGCAGCGCGUGGGUCAAAACCAUCACCAAAGGCAACAAAAAACUAACAAAAUUCCACUUCUACGUCCACGACCCGGGCGCGGGCCCCAACGCCACGCUGUUCAAAGUCGCGAACGCCUCCAUCACCGACACCUCCUCCACGGUGUUCGGCCAGGUCAUGGUCUUCGACGACCGCGUCACGGCCGACCCGGACAUCAACUCGGCCCAGGUCGCCCGGGCGCAGGGCACGGCCGCCUCGGCCGACCUCCAAAACUUAGCCGUCGCCCUAAACAUGAACUUCUACAUCACCUCGGGGGAGUACAACGGGAGCACGGUCAGCAUUGCUGGCCGGAACCCGCUGCUUGCCCCGUCCAGGGAGGUGCCGGUUAUCGGGGGCACCGGCGCCUUCCGGUUCGCUAGGGGAUAUGCCGUUACGAGUACUUAUUCGAUGGAUCUUGCGGCGAGUUAUAUUGUUCUUGAAUACACGAUUUAUGUGAUCACUUAUGAUCAUGAGAUUGUGUGGCCGAGCACUUGA